UCUCUAAAGGGCCCAAGUUAUAUAACAUUGGGCUAGGCUUUGGCUCACUUUAUAAGCUAUUGCAGGGGAAACCAGCAAAAAGAAAGUAAAUCAAACUCUCAGAUUUGCGGACAAGCUUUAGAAAGGAAAAAAUGGCGGAUCAGCUGACCGAUGACCAGAUCUCAGAGUUCAAGGAAGCCUUUAGCCUCUUCGAUAAGGAUGGGGAUGGUUGCAUCACCACCAAGGAGCUCGGAACCGUGAUGAGGUCUCUGGGGCAAAACCCGACAGAAGCUGAGCUCCAAGACAUGAUCAAUGAGGUCGACGCAGACGGGAACGGGACCAUCGAUUUCCCAGAGUUCCUGAACCUGAUGGCGAGGAAGAUGAAGGACACUGACUCAGAGGAAGAGCUCAAGGAAGCCUUCAGGGUUUUUGACAAGGACCAGAACGGUUUCAUCUCUGCGGCGGAGCUUCGACAUGUGAUGACAAACCUUGGGGAGAAACUAACCGACGAGGAGGUUGAUGAGAUGAUCCGAGAAGCUGAUGUUGAUGGAGAUGGUCAGAUCAACUAUGAUGAAUUCGUUAAAGUCAUGAUGGCUAAGUGAUAGAAAGAGAGAGAGUGAAUCUUCUUUCUUAUCAUUUGAUUUGUUUGAUUUGCUUAAGCGGCUCUUUAUUGUUGUGUGUGAUGUAUGAACUCAUGUUUUGCUCAUCUUUUGACAAAUUGGUACUCUGUCCUUGUUAUUUUUUAAUCUCUAUUAAAGUUGAAUAAAUAGGAAAAACCUGAAAUAAUUUAAUAUUA
This is a messenger RNA of Brassica rapa (field mustard), 775 nucleotides long. Its product is annotated as calmodulin. The record is from RefSeq and is a predicted model, not a curated record. Gene Ontology annotation, cellular component: myosin II complex. Lineage: Eukaryota; Viridiplantae; Streptophyta; Magnoliopsida; Brassicales; Brassicaceae. Gene Ontology annotation, molecular function: calcium ion binding.